AUGGCUGCAAAUCGACUGGACGUCGCGGCCCUUCUGGCAGUACUUUUGGCGUUGGCCUAUGCUGCUCAGCCGACUUCACUGGAUGAUAAGGUGCGCAUACAACAGAGAGUCAAAUCAUUGCAAGACUUUCUGUAUCGUCAACCUGCAGUUCGAAUGAACAUGGAUCGAUGGAAGACUUUUGUAAGACAACAGCCACGUAACUACAGCAUGAUCAUUAUGUUCACGGCAUUGUCACCUGGGGUGAAUUGUCCGAUCUGCAAACCUGCCUAUGACGAGUUUAUGAUCUUGGCAAAUUCUUACCGAUAUGCUCACUCUGAAUUGAAACAGGUGUACUUUGGAGUUGUGGAUUAUGAGGAAGCCCCACAGAUCUUCCAAGCGAUGAACCUGAACACAGCACCGAUCAUGUACCACUUUGGACCAAAGCUACAAGGCAAGAAAAAGCCUGAUCAGAUGGAUUUCCAGCGACAUGGAUUUGAUGCGGAGGCAAUGGCGCGCUUUGUUGCAGAAUAUACGGAUGUACAGAUUCGUAUUUUGCGGCCACCCAACUAUGCUGCUCCGGUGGUGAUUGUUCUCCUGCUUGCACUCGUUCUCGGCCUUCUUUACAUGAAGAGGAAUAAUCUCGAGUUCUUGUACAAUCGCACCAGUUGGGGUCUAGUGUGCCUUUGCAUCACAUUUGUGUUCCUUUCUGGCCAAAUGUGGAACCAUAUUCGUGGCCCACCUUUUAUAAUGAAUAAUCCACAAACACGAGAAGCCAGUUUUAUCCAUGGCUCCACUCAAUAUCAGCUUGUUGCUGAGACAUACAUCGUUGGUGCCCUGUAUGCUGCCAUUACAUUCGGCUUUAUCUUGCUCAACGAAGCCGCGAGCCCUAGCGUUGAAGUUGUGGAAAAGAAGAAGUCAUCUAGCUCGAAGCCCUUCUUUGGAAUAAAUAACAACAUGCUUGCCUACAUUGGUCUUGGUCUUGUGGUGAUUUUCUUCUCGCUUCUGCUGUCAAUCUUCCGCAGCAAAUAUCGUGGCUAUCCUUACAGCUUCCUAUUCAGUUAA
Messenger RNA from Strongylus vulgaris, 1041 nucleotides. The record is from the annotation of a GenBank genome assembly. NCBI's taxonomy places the organism in Eukaryota, Metazoa, Nematoda, Chromadorea, Rhabditida, Strongylidae.